This is a messenger RNA of Chaetomium globosum CBS 148.51, 22386 nucleotides long. RefSeq lists its product as uncharacterized. Gene Ontology annotation, molecular function: catalytic activity; phosphopantetheine binding. NCBI's taxonomy places the organism in Eukaryota, Fungi, Ascomycota, Sordariomycetes, Sordariales, Chaetomiaceae. The transcript is spliced from 5 exons. Gene Ontology annotation, biological process: amino acid activation for nonribosomal peptide biosynthetic process; secondary metabolite biosynthetic process. Gene Ontology annotation, cellular component: cytoplasm. The record is from RefSeq and is a predicted model, not a curated record. The coding region runs from base 1 to 22386 and encodes 7461 amino acids.
AUGCACACCUCCCGGCUCUCCAACGACAUCACACGCAAGUCCUUCUGGGCCCAGCGCCUCCAAGCUGUAGAGGCCGCACCAGAUGCACCCCUCUUCUUUGACAAGCUUGAUGGCACCCCUUCCACCCACCGCCCCGCCGCCGUCGGGCAGGAAGGGUACACCCGCACCAAGGCCGUCAUGGCUGUGGAUACGGGAAACCUCCAGGAGGCUGCUUCAAUGCAUAACCUCUCCGAGGACACCCUCGUCCUCGCCGCAUGGGCCGUCCUUCUCCGGUCCUACGCCGGCGAGGAUGGACCAGUCAGCUUCGGCGUCUGUCUCGACCGUGAGCAGGCUGCCUGGCUGUCAACCAUGGCCAUGUCUCGCGAUGAUGGACUCAUCGGCGUCAUGCGCGCCGCCGAACAGGACAUGAAGUUGACCAUGGGCCACACUCUACCUUUCCACUCGCUCGGAGCCUUCGCCGACGGUACCGGCUUUGGCACUAUCGCAACUGCCAUCCACCUCCAUUCAAGGAAGCCGAGGUUUCCCGACAUGCAUUUUCCUUCUCUGGCAACUGCAUUCGUCAACGUCGCGGAGGGCACAAUGGUGCAUGUUCACCUGUCCUACCGCCGGGAUGCCAUGUCUGGUGAGCGGGCACAGAGUGUUGUCGACAACUUUGCCCACGUGCUCAACACUUUGACGCUGAAGCUUCGCACGGUUGGCCGUAUUGACGCCGACGACCUGCUUGUCAAGUCGAUCGACACUGUCAGCCGUAACGAGUACAACCGCAUUGUCCAGUUCAGCGCCCCGCUCCCCCCGAAGCUCGAUAAUUGCGUUCAUGACCUCAUUCUAGCGAGGUGCGCGAAGCCAGAAAACGCGAACAAAAUCGCCGUCGCCGCUUGGGAUGGAAGCUUCACCUACGCCGAGCUUGCUCAGCAGGCUUUCCGCCUCGCUGGUGCCAUCGCCGGCGCGGCGUACCACCUCAAUGCUCGGGCUAACGGACAGCAACUUUUUGUCCCCUUUUACCUGACCAAGUCGAAGUGGACGCCAGUUGCUCUUCUCGGCAUCCUCGCAGCUGGUGGUGCCUGUGUUCCACUUGAACCCAGCCACCCCGCUGCUCGUCGCAAUGACAUUCUGGGCCAGCUCAAAUCCCCCAUUGUGCUGACCAACGCCGGCCUCCAUGAUACCCUCGCGAAAAGCCUGGACCAGCAAACCCCCGUUCGCCACCUGAUUUGCGUCGACUUGGACCAUGAUCCCACGGCUGCCGCCCCUCUCCCCCACGUCCAGCCGGAUCACCUCUGCUAUGUCAUCUUCACGAGCGGCAGCACUGGGUCUCCCAAGGGUGUCAAGUGGGAACAUAGCACCUUGGCGACUAGCGUCUGGGAGCACGGGCGCGAGUUCCACAUGAACGAGCGUACCCGGGUUCUCCAGUUUGCGUCUCACGUUUUCGACGUUUCCGUGGUCGAGCUUAUCACGCCUCUUGUUCAUGGCGGCUGCAUGGUCAUCCCAUCGGAUAAUGACCGUAUCGAGCCAAAAAGGCUGACCAGGUUUAUGGAAAGCAUGGGCGUUAACUGUGCACUCUUCGCCGCGUCCUUUGCUCGCCUUCUGAGCCCGGCGGCUCUCCCAACGCUCCGGACCCUCAUUCUUGGCGGCGAGUCGAUCGGCCAGGAGAACAUCGAUAAGUGGACUCCGGCACUGGACCGUUUCAUCAUCGGUUACGGUUCUGCCGAGACCUGCAUCAACUGCGCAAAGAACGAGUUCUCCGUCAAGACCCAAGCCAAGAAGCCCUGGAAGGAGUCCCUUGGACAUGCGAUCGGUGGGCGCAUGCUCAUUGCCGACCGCUAUGACAGCGACAGGCUCGCCCCCAUCGGCGCUGUUGGCGAGAUCAUCGUCGAGGGGCCCAUCUUAGCCCAGGGCUACCUCAAUGACGAGGCCAAGACUUCCAAGUCGUUCAUCCAGAACCCGGCUUGGGCUCGCAAGACGCCUUCCUUCUCGGCCAACUCCAAGCGCCGGUUCUACCGGACCGGUGAUCUCGGUCGCCAGGCCAUGGAUGGAUCCAUCGCCUUCGCGGGGCGAGCCGACUUUCAGGUCAAGAUCCGCGGCCAGCGCAUGGAAUUGGACGAGGUUCGCUUCCACGUCGUCAAGGCCAUGCCAUCGGCCGUCGAUGUCCAUGUUGAUGUGAUCAGCCCCGUCGGGGAUAAAAUGCUUGCCGCUUUCCUUUCUUUUGGGACAACCAGCGACCUUGAACAAGGGGUACAGAUUCACCCUAUUGAUGAGGCUCAAGCGGCUGCGUUGCGCAGCAUGAAGGACGCCCUUCGUGGGAAUCUCCCCGCGGCGGCGGUUCCUAGCUUCUUCAUUCCGAUUGCCAGUCUCCCCUACCUGGUUUCUGGGAAAGUUGACCGCAGACGACUAUUGGACUUUGCCAACAAGUCAACCAUCAAGGAGCUCUCUUCCUACUCCAACUUCAAAGCGCAGCCGACUCCCAUCGCCACCGCCACCGCUCCCGCUGCGAGGAAACAAACUCCUUCCACACCUCUUACCGCAAAUGAGAAGAUUCUUGUCUCCUGCUGCAGAGAAGUUUUGAAGUCCCCAGCAUUCGGGCCGGAAGACAACUUCUUGAUGUCUGGCGGUGACUCUAUUUCGGCGAUCAAGGUGGCCUCGGCUGCUCGUGAUCUUGGGAUUAGCGUCACCGUCACUGAGAUCUUCAACGCCCCAACCAUCCGCGCCUUGGCCCAGGCAACUCCACGUGCGGAAAGCUCGGUUCGGGACGAGGAAAUUGACAUUCCUGUCGCCCUUAGCCUUCUCCCGAGUGAUUUGGUCGACGAAAUUGUUCUGGACGUAAAGGCCCGAAGCCCGCCACCGGACAAGGUCUUGGACGUGUACCCCUGCACUCCGCUCCAGGGUGCUCUCAUCACCGCCUCUACGAUGCGCAUCGAUGCUUAUAUCGCACGCCACACGCUGGAGCUUCCCUCUUCGGUCGACAUCAACCGCUUCAAGGCCGCCUGGGCUGCGGUGAUCCGCCGCCACGACAUUUUGAGGACUCGAAUCUUUGAAGGCCAGCACGGCGUUGUUCAAGUCGUUUACGACUCUGAGCUUGCAUGGCACACCGGGCCUGACCUCGCAGCCUACUGCGAGCAAGACAGGUCUCUUCCCAUGAGCUAUGGGGACAACCUCGUAAGACUAGGCUUGGUCGGCCGAACCUUCAUGUUCACCAUACACCACUCUCUCUUUGACGGGUGGUCAAUCACGCGCCUAUUUGAGGAUGUGGAACGGGAGUAUGCCGGCCUUGAGGCUCUCGAGGUUUACCAACACAAUUUGUACAUCCGACACCUGUCUCGGCUCGAUUCAGAAACACCCAAGGAAUUCUGGACCACCAAGUUGGCAUCGGAUGGUGGACUGGCCGCUAGCCACUUCCCCCAGUCUAUCGGUUCAGCAUACACACCGGUGCCUGACUGCGAGGUGAAGAUGAAGCUGGCGGUGGCCGACAACACCAAGUCCGAGUUCACCAUGCCAACACGCAUUCGUGCUGCUUGGGCCCUUCUUGUGGGCCGUUACAUCGAUUCACAAGACGUUGUAUUUGGCGAGACCUUUUCUGGUCGUUCUUCGAGCUUGAAGAAUGUCGGUUUUAUCGCUGGCCCGACCAUCUCCACCGCUCCUGUGCGCAUCACCUGGGACAGGGCCGAGUCGAUCGACACUCUCCUCCGUCGCGUUCAGGGAGAUUUGCUACAGUUUGAUGCUUACGGACACAUCGGUAUCCAAGCUAUUUCGAAGCUCAGCUCGUCCGCUGCCGAGGCUUGCCAGUUCCAGCACCUCGUGGUCAUCCAGCCGAAGCGGUCAUCCUUGCUGUCAAACGGGGAUGAGAAGCUGAAGUCUGAGAUAGGGUUCCAAAAUGUGUCUCUGGACCUGAGAGGUUACCACAGCUACGCCCUCAACAUGGACUUCACGCUGGAGGACGAUGGUGUCACUGUCACCACCACUUUCGAUUCUACCGUAUUCAACAAGCAGCAGAUCCAAUACCUGCAGGCCCAGUUCGGGCAUGUGCUCAACCAGGUCUGCCGUGCGCAAGACCUUGCCAAGCAGACCAUUGGCAACAUUGACUACGCGUCAAAGAAGGACCGAGAGCUGCAGAUCAAGAACAACCGCCGCCAUAAGAUGCAAUACGAACAAACGACCCUCCUCCAGGCUUUGGAACGCCACGUCGCCAACCAGCCGACAGCUCCCGCGGUUUAUGCAUGGGAUGGCUCGCUCAACUACCGUGAGCUUGACCGCGGCACGACUGCACUUGCAAACCACCUCACCGCCCUCGGGAUUCGGAAGGGUGAUUACGUCCCCUACUGUUUCCCCAAAUCCGUGUGGGCCACCGUCUCCAUCCUCGGUGCGAUCAAGAUCGGCGCCAUUGCAGUUGCUCUCGAGCCUUCGUACCCGGAUUCCAGCAUCCUGAAGGUCUUGUCCCUGGUAAAGCCGAAGGUGGUGCUUUGCGCCCCUACUUUUUUCUCUAGGAUCAAGUCCAUGGGCUUCCGACCGUUCGCCGUCGAGGAGAACUCCAUCCGCAGCAUCUCCCAGCGGGCGGUUAAGAAGCGCUACUCCGUGCAGCCCACUGACGUGGCUUUCGUUGUGUUCACCUCCGGUUCAACCGGCGAGCCCAAGGGCAUCGUCCUGGAACACAGCGCUGUCGCCAUCAUGGGGAAGCAGAACGGUGAGGUGAUGGCUAUCGACAACAACUCCCGGAUUUUGCAGUUCGCCGCCUACGUGUUCGAUGUCAGCAUCGGAGACCUCGCCGUUUCCCUUUACUGGGGAGCUUGCCUCUGCGUCGCAUCCGAUCACGACCGGAUGAACAACCUCGCCUCCGCUAUUAACAGACUCCGUGUCAACCGCGCUUGGCUGACGCCCACGGUUGCUUCUCUGAUUUCCCCUGCUGAGUGUCCAAACUUGACAUGGCUCUCGGUUGGUGGCGAGCAGCUCAACCAGGCAUGCAAGGACAUCUGGGAGGGGGUCCCGCUAGUCAACGUCUAUGGGCCGGCCGAGGUCACCAAUUUGGGAACCUACGUCAAGGUCUCGCGGGACCUGCCCAUCACCAACGUCGGCCACGCUAACGGCAUCCGCGUUUGGGUUUGCGAAUCCGGCAACCCUAAGCAGCUCGCCCCUGUUGGAUGCAUCGGCGAGAUCGUGUUUGAGGGACCCAAUACCAGCCGAGGAUACCUCAACAAUGCUAAGCUGACCGACGCCGCGUUCCCCCAAAUUCCUUCCUGGGUUUCCGGCGAAGGCUCCAAGCCGGUACGCAUGUACCGCACCGGCGACCUUGCCCGGAUAAACGUCGACGGGUCCAUCGACUUCCAGGGACGUAGGGACACCCAAAUCAAGCUGCGCGGCCAACGCCUCGAAAUCACAGCUAUUGAGACAGCGCUCCGAGCGUCAAUCGACGAACCGGCCGAGCUUGCCAUCGACGUGCUUGACCGCACUAGCGUCGGCCGUGACGCCUUCCUCAUCGCUUUUCUCCACCUCCCCCAAAGACUCCCGGCACAGGCUGACCCUGCAGCAGGUGUCUUCUCCACGAUCAACAUCAAGUCCCUGGUUGCCGAGAUUCGCUCGAGGUUGGCCCAGACCCUCCCGCCGCAUAUGCUUCCGACUCUGUUCAUUCCGCUGAACCGGCUCCCCAAGUUGGUGUCGGGGAAGAUCGACAGGAAGACUCUUCGCCUCGCCGCUGCCAAGCUGACGGAUGAGGCGAUGGGGGCUUACAAGUCGGACCAGAGCGCGGAGAAGCGGCAACCUUCGACCCAAGAAGAGGCCGUGAUGCAGACCUUGUGGGCUAAGGUCCUCCGUCUUCGCGAGGCCGAGAUUGGAGUGGAUGACAACUUCGUCACCUUGGGCGGUGACUCGAUCACUGCUAUCAAAAUCGUGGCUCAGGCGAGGGCACUCGGCAUCACUGUCUCUGUUGCCUCCAUUUUCCAGCAUGGCACGAUUACCAGCCUCUGCGGGUCAAUGGGAAAGUCAACAAAGAUCAGCGAGGCGGUUGCCGCUGCUCCCCGCCCGAGAUUCCAGCACCCGCACCUUACAGAUAUCGCUCUCCAAUGCGGUAUCCCCGAGGAGGAUAUCGAGGACAUUUUCCCAACCACGGCCCUCCAAGACGGGAUGGUGAUGCUCACGGAAAAGAACCCCACGGCAUACAUCGCCCACCAUGUCAUGCAACUGCCCAGCUGGGUUGAUGUCUCACUCUUCUCCCGCGCUUGGCAGACCGUCACGGAUGAGAACCCCAUCAUGAGGACAAGGAUCGUUCCCUCCGGGUUGCAGGUUACGCUCCACGCCGCUCCCAUUCAAUGGGCCACCCCGCGGUCGAACGACUUGCAUGCCUACAUCCAAGGCCUCCGCCAGCAGAAGAUGGGUUUCGGAACCCAGUUGACACAACACGCCAUCCUGCAGAACCCCACUCGCUUUGUCUUCACGGCUCAUCAUUCUGUUUACGAUGGCUGGUCGAUGGGUCUGCUUGCCGAUGCCGUCACACGGGCUUACAAAAAGCUUGCUGGCAUGCCAACCACCCCGAACAAGGACCAGGGCCCUAAGAUCAACUUCCACUCCUUUGUUGACUACAUUGGGACCAUCGACAAGACAGAGGCCAGUGAAUUCUGGCGAAACCAGCUCGAUGGCGCUGACCCGGCUGCCUUCCCUCCCUCGCUGCCAUCUUCCUACCAGCCGCUGGCCAAUGCCCUCCUGGAGCGGAAGAUCCCAUUCCCCAGAAUGCAGAAGUCCACCUCGACCACCUCCACCCUCAUUCGCACCGCUUGGGCUCUCCUCAUCUCGGCUUACUCCGGUUCCCACUCCGAUGUCGUCUUUGGUGCUUCAGUCACUGGCCGCAGCGCCCCGCUGGAUGGCGUCCUCUCCCUGGUUGGGCCGACUCUCGCGACCGUGCCAUUCCGAGUUCCCCUGAACUGGGACGAGUCAGUCAAGGCCCUCUUGAACCGCGUCCAAAUGCAGUCUUUUGCUAUGCUCGAGUAUGAGCAAUACGGACUGCAGAAUAUCAAGAAGGCGGCGCCUUCUGCUGCGGCUGCCUGUGACUUCCAGAGUCUGCUAGUGGUGCACACCGAGUACGACGGCGCCGGCCCCAAGGACCAGCUGGCCUGGAGCUCAGAGCGCGCAACCUCUGACUUCCUCACCAACGCGUUGACCCUCGAGUGCCAACCCAUGGGCUCCCAGAUGCUGUUGACUGCUUCCUACGACUCCUCCAUCAUGGAUGAGAGGCAGAUGACGCGGAUGCUCGCCACAUUUGACCACAUCCUGCGCCAGCUCUGCCAAGGCGAGUUCAACAACAAUCUCCGCCUUCAGGACAUCGACACCGUCAGCCCCGGCGACCGGGCCGAGAUUGCCAGCAUCACCAAGACGCUCCCCCUUCUUCUCAACGACCGCGUCCACGACAUGUUUGCCCGGCAAGCCGCCGCCACUCCAAACGCCGUUGCGGUGUCCGCUUGGGACGGAGACCUCACUUAUCGGGCUUUGGACGACUUGUCCAACACACUUGCCCGCCACCUCCAGUCCCUCGGUGUCGGCCCCGAGUGCUUUGUGCCCUUUGCUUUUGAGAAGUCUAAGUGGGUUCCGGUCACUCAGAUGGCCAUUCUCAAGGCCGGCGGCGCCUGCGUUCCCGUCGAUCCAUCGCAGCCCCUGGACCGUCUGCAAAGCAUCAUUGGCACCCUCGACGCCAAGCUCAUCGUGACCUCCGCCUUGCAUGCCAACCUGCUGGUGUCCUGCACCCAAGUCCAGCACUUUGUUUCGGUCUCCCAGGAGAUGGUCGACCGCCUGCCGCGCCACGGUGGCCCUGCCGUCAACCCGCAGACCUCGCCCAGCUCUGCUUGCUACGCCAUCUUUACUAGCGGUAGCACCGGUACCCCCAAGGGGGUUGUCUGGGAGCACGCCACCCUGUGCAGCAGCAUGGCCGAGCACGGUGUCGCAUUCAACUACUCGACCGACACCCGCGUGCUGCAGUUCUCCUCCCACACCUUCGACGUUAGCGUCUCGGAGCUGUUGACCACGCUUGUCUUCGGCGGCUGCAUCUGCAUCCCCGACGACUUCACGCGUCUGAACGGCAUCGCCGGCUUCAUGAACGAGAAGCGCGUCAACUGGACCUUCUUCGCUCCGUCUUUCGCCCGCCUCAUGGACCCGGCCACGGUCCCUGGUCUCAAGACCAUCGUCCUUGGCGGCGAGGCCCCCGGCAAAGAUAACAUUGAGAGGUGGUCUGGCCGCCCUGGGCUUGAGCUCAUCGUGACCUACGGUCCGGCCGAGAGCUGCAUCUACUGCGCCAAGAACAGCGUCAGUGGUCCGCAGAUCGAUGGUAGCAUCGGCCACUCGAUCGGCGGCAUGAUGUGGGUUGCCGAUCUCGGCCGCCCGACGGAGCUUGCUCCGAUCGGCUCCGUGGGCGAGAUUGUCGUCGAAGGUAGCAUUCUCGCCAGAGGAUAUCUCAAGGACCAGGCGAAGACAGCUGCUUCAUUCCGCCCGAUGCCCGCCAAGUGGGCUAACGGCCGCAGCUCUCGGGUGUACUACACCGGUGACCUCGGCCGCGUCAACUCUGACGGCACGAUCAGCUGCUUGGGGCGCAGAGAUGACCAGGUGAAGAUCCGCGGUCAGCGCGUCGAGCUUCCGGACAUCGAGUACCACCUCCGCAAGGACGAGCGCGUUCGCCAGGCGCUUGUCCUCUACCCGCGCUCCGGCCCUUGUGCCAACCACUUGGUUGGAGUUCUAUCAAUGGUCCAGGAGAAGGCUUCCACCGGCCCCGCCUCGUCAACCGACAUCACCAUCGCCAAUCCCGAGGACUGGGUCAAGAUUCCGGAUGUUCAGGACACCUUGUCCCAGAAGGUCCCGGUUUACAUGAUCCCUGCCAUCUGGAUCGUCCUCAACUCCAUCCCACUCAUGCCCGCCUCUCAGAAGGUUAACAAGAAGAUGGUGAGCGAGUGGACCAAGGCCAUGGACCAUGCUACCUACGAGCAGAUUGCCAGCCGCUCUGCCGGCGGCAGCUCAGACGAACUUCCUGUUAUGAACACCGCCCUGGAGGAACAAGUCCGCAACAUCUGGAGCGACAUCCUCAACGUGGGUCAGAAGACGAUCGGGCCGAACACCUCGUUCCUGAGACUCGGCGGCGAUUCGAUCUCGGCCAUGCAGGUCGUGACCAAGUGCAGGAACGAAGGGGUCAUGGUCACGGUUCAGGACCUCCUGAAGGCCAAGACCAUCGCCGAGUUCUGCGAGCGGGCUGCGCUGUCGACUGGCCAGACCACGACGAGCAAGCUGGUGGAGGAGCCCGAGUCCGACACCCCCUUCGCUCUGUCUCCCAUCCAGAAGUGGUUCAUGACGCUCGCGCCGAAUGCGCCGAACCACUUCAACCAGAGCCACCUGCUUCGGUUCACCGAGGCCGUGGACUUUGGCAGGUUGCAGAGUGCUCUUCUCACAAUCGUUCAGCGACAUUCCAUGCUGCGCGCCCGGUUUGAGCAGGUUGGCGGCAACUGGCAGCAGUACAUCUCUUCUGAUGCCACCGGCUCACUUGAAUGCCGCGACUUCCGCUCUAUUUGGACAAUGCAGAAGGUCAUCGAGUAUGCCUCCGAAGCCCAGGCCAGUCUAGAUAUUACCAAAGGCCCACUCAUGGCUGCGGACUUGUACGAGAUGACUGACGGAACGGCCGUCCUGUUCAUCACUUGCCACCACAUGGUCAUCGACCUCGUCUCUUGGAGAAUCGUUCUCCAAGAACUCGAGGAGAUCCUCCGAACCGGUGGCCUGGCUUCGACUCAGAAGCCGCUUGGUUUCCAGACCUGGUGCAAGCUGCUGGAGGAGCGCACUAGCUCUGUGGUUGAUGAUGUGGAUGUUCCUGCUCAGGACUUUGACUUCUGGGGAAUUAGCAGCUCUGACAACGCGGCUGCUCAAGUUGUGGAACGAAGCUUCUCGCUCGACGAUCAGGCAACGGAGCUGCUUAUGGGCAGUGCCAAUGAGGCUUUCAACACUGAGCCUUUGGAUAUUCUCUUGACCGCCGUCGCCCACUCCUUCAACCAGGUUUUCCGUUCCGUGCGCAGCCCGGUCGCCAUCUUCAACGAAGGCCAUGGCCGCGAGCCGUGGAGGCCCGAUAUCGACAUUUCAUCCACAGUCGGCUGGUUUACUUCGAUGUGCCCCGUCCUUUUGUCGGACCACAAGGACGGCGUCCUUCGUUCCCUCAAGGAGGUGAAGGAUCUCCGCCGCCGGAUUCCCGAGAAGGGCCUGCCGUUUUUUACCUCGUUCGCCCAAAACGCUACCACCGGGGUCGAGAUCACCUUCAACUACUUUGGCCUCUUCCAGAAUUUUGAGCGGCAGGGUGCCCUGCUCAACCGUAUGAGCUGGGCCCCCUUCCACGCCCCACCCGACUCCGCUGCUGACGUGCCGCGCUUCUCUAUCUUCGAUGUCUCUGCUGGUAUCGAAAACGGCGUUCUGACGAUGAACUUUGGCUUCAACAACCGGAUCAAGCACCGGCACCUGGUGCAGCAGUGGGUCGAAGCGUGCUCGGAUACCCUAGCCGAUUUGAUCCAGGCAACGAGCCAGCAGAGGGAGUCUUCUCUUACCCUUGCCGAUUUGCCCCAUUUCAAGACGACUUAUGAUGAGCUUUCGACCCUCCUCGAGACCACUCUGCCGGCUGCAGGAGUGGCGGCUGCCAACGUUCAGGACAUUUAUGCCUGCUCCCCCAUGCAGACGGCACUCCUAGUCAGCCAGGCCAUGGACCCCACGCUCUACGCCGUCCGUUACGUCUGGGAGGUUGUUCCUAAGUCAUCCCAGCGCAUCUCGACGGACAAGCUCAUCGCGGCUUGGAAGACGACGGUCAAGCAGCACCCCAUGCUUCGCACCAUCUUUGUCCAAGCCAGUUCCUCCAUCGACGGCAAGACGAAGUCGGCUUACACGCAGGUGGUUCUCAAGGACACCGAACCCAGUGUUCUCAUCUGCGAAGAUGCAACUUCCUUCCCACUCGGUCGGCCGGAGCACCAUAUCUCCAACGGCCCACCGCACCACGUCGUCCUUUCCCAGCAGCCAUCUGGCAAGGUCAUGAUCCAGCUUGACAUCAGCCAUACCCUAAUCGAUGGCUCCUCCGUGAACGCUCUUCUCGACACCCUCGUCAGAGCCUACGACGGCGCCCCCAUCGCCACCACCCCGCAGGACGCCUACGGCAGCUACAUCAGCUUCCUCGGCCAACAAGACCUCGACUCCUCGCGCCAAUUCUGGAAGGCGUACCUCAGCGGCGCCGAACCGUGCCAGUUCCCCGCCCUGGCGACCGCACCCUCCGCUUCUCGAGCGCGCCAACUAGCCCACCUCGACUUCUCCUACCCCCACCCCGCGAAGCUGCACUCCCUCUGCGCCCAGGCCGAAACCACCGCCGCCAGCGUGUACAAGCUCGCCUGGGCCCUUGUCCUGCGCGUCUACACCGGUAACAACGCGCCGUGCUUUGGUUAUCUGGCGUCCGGUCGCGAUCUCCCCAUCGAGGGAAUUGCGGAGGCGGUCGGGCCAUUCAUCAACAUGCUAGUGUGCAUGGUGUCGUUGGAGGAGGAGGAGAGCGCUGUGGAGGCAGUGCUGAAGACGGCGCAUGCGGACUAUGCGAACUGCUUGUCGCAUCAGCUUUGCUCGCUGGCUGAGAUUCAGCGGGGGUUGGGACUAGGUGCGGGAGAGAGGUUGUUUAAUACCGUGCUGUCGGUGCAGAGGCUGGCGCCGCCGGGGACGAGUGAGUCGGCGGUGGAGUUCAAGGCGGUGCAUGUUGAGGAUCCGAGCGAGUUUGAUAUUGCCCUCAACGUUGGGGACUCGCCGGACUUUGUCGACGUCAACUUGACUUACAGCACCAGUGUUCUUUCGGCGCACCAGGCCAAGAGUCUUGCCUCAACAUUUGCGCUGGCCAUCGACAACGUCCUGGAGUCGAUCUCCAAACCGAUCAAGGCUGUCAGCCUUCUUACCCCUGAGGACCACCAGCAGAUCCUCGGCUGGAACAGCACUGUCAUCACCGCGGCCGUUCCGGCGCAGUGUGACCAGCUCAUUAGCCUUCAUCUCCCGACCAAGGGAGGCAUGCCCGCUGUUUCUGGCUGGGACUUGUCCCUCACUUACUCCGAGCUGGAUAAUCUUGCCAGCACCGUGGCACGCCAUCUCGUCUCGGAGUAUUCCGUUGGGCCCAACGCCAUCGUUCCUUUCUGCUUUGAGAAGAGCGCCUGGACGAUUGUGGUCAUGCUGGGCAUUAUGAAGUCUGGGGCUGCUUUUGUUCCUUUGGAUUCUAAGCACCCCAUCGACCGCUUAGUGAGCAUUGUCAAGCGAGUACAAGCACCCCUGAUUGUCUGCUCAGACCAGCAUGAGAACAUUGGUCUCGACAUCGGCGGCAACCUCACCAUUCCCUACCUCCUCAUCGGCUCGCGCAGCAUCAACACAAUCCAGGCAUCCAGCCGGGCCAGCCUCUCUCCGGUUGCCCGCCGGAGCCCCUCAGAUCUGGCGUACUGCUUGUUCACCAGCGGGAGCACUGGAGAACCAAAGGGUGUUCUCAUCCAACACGAGGCGCUGUGCAGCGGGGCAACCAUGCAUGGCAGAGCCUUCAACUACACCCCCCAGGCGCGCACCUUGCAGUUCGCCUCGUACGGCUUCGACGCCUCCAUCACUGAAAUCCUCACUACGCUCGUCAUGGGCGGCUGUGUCUGUGUCCCCUCCGAGGAGCAGCGCAUGGACAAGGACAAGCUGAUGGAUUUCGUCAAUGCCCAAAACGUCAACCACGCGCUCCUCACCCCUUCGGUCCUCGCACUCAUGGACCCGUCAAGAAUCCCAUCCAUCACUACCCUCCUCCUCGGCGGCGAGGCUGCCAGCUCCCAACUCAUCGACAAGUGGCGCGCCCCCACGCGGCGCGUGCUCAUCGCCUACGGCCCGACCGAGUGCACCGUCAUCUGCGCCGGCCACGACGUGACCGACCCCGCCACCCUCCGUCCUGGCAAGAGCUCCAUCGGUAACAGCGUGGGCAGCGUGGCCUGGAUCGGCGACGCCCACGACCACAACAAGCUCGUACCCAUCGGCGCCAUCGGUGAGCUCCUUGUUGAGGGCCCGAUUUUGGCUCGUGGGUACCUUGAUGACGAGGUCAAGACCAAGGCCGCGUUUGUUAAGCCGGCCUGGGCUGGUGGAUACCGCCGCAUGUACCGCAGCGGCGAUCUUGUUCGGUACCAGGAGGAUGGUACUAUGGAGUAUCUUGGCCGUCGGGAUAACCAGGUCAAGCUCCGUGGUCAGCGGCUGGAGUUGGGUGAGAUUGAGGAGCAUCUGAUCAAGCACGCCGAGGUCCAACAGGGCUCGGUUCUUCUCAUCAAGGAGGGUGUGUGCGCCAGCAAGCUUGUGGCUGUUCUGACGCUUAAGGCGUCGACUGGUUCCAAGGUCGCCGGCCGGUUGUCGCUGGCGUCUGACCCUGCCGAGGGUCUCGAUGUCUUGGCUGGUGACUAUGUCUCUUCCACCACCACCGCUGUUAGCCAGGAGCUCGCCGGUGUGCUGCCGUCCUUCAUGGUCCCUUCGUGCUGGAUCGUGGCCAGCCAGCUGCCGCUCAUGGCCUCCGGCAAGACGGACCGUCGCUUCCUUACCGGUUGCGUCAACAGCAUGACUCAGGACAUGUACCAGCUGUGCACUGGCAUGGGCUCAGACACUUCUGCCGCCGACAAGGAGGAGUUGACACCCGUCGAGAAAACCCUUCGCCAAGUCUGGAGCGCAGUCCUCAACGUCCAGGAGCAGUCCAUCAACCCCUCCGCCGGCUCGUUCGUUAAGAUGGGCGGUGACUCCAUCAGUGCUAUGGAGGUCGUCGCGCAGGCCCGCGGCAAGGGCAUUCCCCUUCUCAUCGAGCAGCUCCUGAAAGCCAAGUCCAUCAAGAAGCUGGCUGCUCAUUUUGAGAACCUGGAUCUGGCCACCAGUCAACCUUCAACAGCCGCGGAGACCUCCACCAUGACAGCAACCAGCAAUGUCCAGCAUAAAGAAGAGGAAGAAGACGACAACAUCACUAUGUUCGGUUUGUCCCCCAUCCAGCGCAUGUUUACCCGCCUCUCGCCUGGCGAAAACCACUUCAACCAGAGCUUCUUGCUCAAGGCCUCCACCGACAAAGAACGCCUCACCGAAGACCACGUGGGCCAAGCCCUGGAUGUCGUUGUCAAGCGCCACGCCAUGCUCAGGGCUCGCUUCCAAAAGCUUGGGCGUGCCUUCAAGCAGUGGAUCGAGCCCGUGGUGGAGGAUUCGUACAUCUUCCGCUCUUGGGAUCUGCCAGCCUCCAUUGUUGAGUUCUCGGCCGAGGCCGUUGAGCAAAUCCGCGAGACUCAGCAGUCGUUGGAUCUCGAGAAUGGCCCCGUGUUUGCCGGCGAUUUGCUGAACAUCGGUGAUGAGCAGUAUCUCUUCCUGACGGCUCAUCAUCUUGUCAUUGACCUCGUCUCAUGGCGUGUCGUGAUCAAGGACCUUGAGGAUUUCCUCGUCGAAGGAGCCAUCUCGGCUUAUCGCAGCAUGUCCUUCGAGAAGUGGUGUGGACUGCUCAACACGCACCGCAAGUCAUUGACCGGAACUGCGACGGUCCCCUUCGAGGUGGCCAACCCAGAUUACAAGUACUGGGGCAUGGCUGGCAAGCCCAACUACGCCAAGGACUUUGAGCAUCACCAAUUUGUGCUCUCUACCGCCACUUCAGAGUUGCUUCUUGGGCCUUGCAAUGACGCCCAGGGGACGGAGUCGCUUGACUUGUUCUUCGCCGCAGUGAUGCACUCCUUCGCAGCAACCUUCCAGGACCGGGAUAUCCCACCCAUUUAUAACGAGGGCCAUGGUCGCGAGCCGUGGGAUCCGUCCAUCGACCUCUCCCGGACUGUUGGAUGGUUUACCACCAUUGCUCCGGUUUGGGUCGACAGCCGCCGCUGCAACAAGGAUAUUUCGGAAUACGUCAAGCAAGUCAAGGAUGUCCGGCGCAACACCCCUUCUAAGGGCUUCUCACACUUCAGCUCCCUCGAUCUCGAGCGCAAGCCAUUCAGCAUUGAGGUGUCUUUCAAUUACUUCGGAUCCUUCCAGCAGCUGGAGCGCAAGGAUGCCCUUCUCAAGCAGGUACACUUCCGCAACAUCGAGAUCGAUUCAUUCGAGGUUAGCGAGAAGCACAAGAAGUUCUCGCUCAUUGACAUCAACGCCGAAUGCGAGAACAACCAGCUGGUCUUCACUUUCAGCUUCAACAAGACCAUGAGCCGCCGCGACGACGUCGAGCGCUGGAUUGGUAACUACCAGAAGAGUCUUGAGCACAUGGCCCGGGUCCUUGGGUCCCGCGACGCCGACUCUCUCAGCAUCAAUGAGUUCGAGGUUUCGGAGGGCCUAGGCCUGCAGCUCAGCCAAGACCCAGCCCUAAAGGCACUGGGGAUUACGGACCGCAACGUGGAGGACAUUUACCCCUGCACACCCUCACAGCAGGGCAUGUUGCUGAGCCAGAGCAAGGAUGCUGACAUGUACUGGUUCCGGUCAGUCUACGAGGUUGAGUCCAACACUAACACCCCCAUGACCCUCCACGAUUUUCGGCAGGCCUGGAAGGCCGUCGUCCGCCGCCACCCUGUACUGCGGACAAUCUUCGUUGAGCAGGAGUCGACCGAUGGUCUCUAUGAUCAGCUCGUCCUCAAAGACUACGAGCCGGACGUUAUUGAGGAUGAGAUCCGCGCUUCGAUGGGCGAGACUGACCUGGCCGAGAUCCUGAAGAUCAAAGAAAUCCCGGCGGACAUGCUCUGCCGCCGCGCACCUCAACACCAACUCCGUCUUGUGCGUCAAGCUGGCACUGGCAGAGUAUUCUGCAGCUUCCUCCUCAGCCACGCCAUCGCCGACGGCGGGUCCCAUGCCAUCAUGCUCCGAGACUUCAGCACCGCUUGCCAGGCCCGGCCCCUGGGCACCACGAAGCCCCUGCUCAAGAACUACACCGACUACAUCCAAUCCCGGGACACCGCUGCGGACAUCGACUUCUGGAAGACAUCGCUCAAAAGCGUCGACCCCUGCUUCCUACCUACCGACAACGAGUUGCCCGCGGAGAAGAUUCUCCACAAGGCCGAAGUGCCUGUGGAUCGGAUCAGCUACACCAAGCUGCAAAGCGCCGCCCGCAACCUCGGAGUCUCGUUAUUCAGCUUGCUGCAGGUCACCUGGGGGUUGACCCUCCGCGAAUAUGUCAACGCCGACCGCGACGAGGCCUGCUUUGGCAUUGUUACCUCGGGCCGCGAUCUCCCGGUCAAGGAGAUUGGCGACAUUGUUGGCCCAUUGGUCAACAUCCUGGUCUCAAGGGUUGCUCUGCCGCAGGAUCAGACUAUCGCGCAGAUUGCCGAGGCUGUUCACGACAAUUUCAUUGAUAGCCUUGCGCAUCAGACAUCCUCGCUCGCCGAGAUUACGCACGAGCUUGGCUUGGGUACUCUCUUCAACACAGGCAUGACCUUGCAGAAAGCCAUGCCUGGUGGUGAGGAUGCGUCGGCCGUGUCAUUCCGGCCUCUUGGUGGUCAGGAUCCGACUGAGUUUGACAUGGUUGUCCAAGCCCUUGACAAUGGCCAAGCUCUGAGGCUGCACAUGAGCUACUGGUGCGACAAGGUCUCCGACGACCGCGCCGGCAACAUGGCAGACACUUUCGCCUCCAUCCUAUCACAGAUUGUCCAGAACCCCGACAUCAAGCCUGUCGACCUCCAUAUGGCUUCCGACAAGGAUGUCCAGCAGCUCUGGAACUGGAAUGCAUCUCUCCCCGCAGCGCUGGACCUGCGCAUUGAGGAUAUGAUUUCUCAGCGCACGGCAGAGAACCCCUACCAGGAAGCACUCUGGUCUACUCAGGAUGUUCUGACCUAUGAGCAGCUCGAUCUCUUGUCAAGCAGAAUUUCCCAGGGCUUCCUUGCGGAUGUCGAGCGCGAGGAGGUCGUGCCGCUUUGCUUCGAGAAGUCCAUCUGGAUCGUCGUGGCUAUGCUUGCCGUUCUGAAGGCAGGGGCCACAGUCGUCCUCAUGGACCCUUCUCAUCCGCUCGAGCGCCUGCGAUCUAUUGCCAACACAGUCAAGGCGAAACGCAUUCUUGCUUCCCCUUCCCAGGCCGACAUGUGCCUUAACCGUCUUGGCCUCCCCACCGUGGCCAUCUCUAAGGACAUGUUUAACCGCCGAUCUGGCGUACCCGGUACCGCACCGAGGUCGUUCAUGACCAAGCGGGCAGUCAAGUCGAGCCGUGAUGCGGCUUACGUCGUCUUCACGAGCGGUUCCACUGGCACCCCCAAGGGCUCCGUUACCGAACACCGCUCCUUCUGCACCGCGAUGCAGGGUUAUCACCAGGCCAUUGGUCAGCUUCCCGGCGAGAGGGUGUUGCAGUUCGCUUCCUACAGCUUCGACGCCAGUUUCCUGGAGAUUCUUGGGUCUCUGAUGGUUGGUGCGACCGUCUGUGUUCCGACCGAAGAGGAGAGAUCCGACCAGCUCGUCUCUUUCAUCAACCGGUCCGCGACGACCUUCGCCGUCAUUACGCCCACCGCAAGGCUGUCUCCUGCUGCUACUGGGUGGUUCACCCCAAGAACCACAACCGCCUCGCCCGCAUCGGCAGCGUUGGCGAGCUCACUCAUUGAAGGGCCUAUUCUCGCCCGGCACUACCUCAAUGAGCCGGUCAAGACCAAGGAUGCCUUUAUCGCCAACCCCGAGUGGGCCACUCCGGGCCGUGCCACCCGACUUUACAAGACCGGAGACUUGGUCUCACAGAACGCCGAUGGUUCCUUCCAGUACGUCGGGCGCAAGGACACCCAGGCCAAGAUCCGCGGCCAGAGACUUGAGUUUGGCGACAUCGAACAAGCCUUCAGAGAAGUUGUUUCUGGCAUCGAGAAUGUUGUCGCCGAGAUUGCCCAAGAGGGCCACCUCGUCGUCUUCUUUUCUGCCAGGAACACCAACCUCGGCGAGUUUGACGUAUCUGCUAUUCAGGAGAAGUUGGGUCAGAAGAUCCCUGCUUACAUGGUGCCGUCGGUCAUCAUGCCCCUGGAGCAGAUUCCGCUCAUGCCUUCGGGCAAGGUGGAUCGCAAGAAGCUCAAGGCUCUCGGAGCCAACAUGCCCGCCCAACCGGAGAACAGGGCUGGUCGCCUCCCCACGACCGAGAUGGAAGUCGCCUUGGCAGCCCUCUGGAAGGAUGUCAUGAAAUCGGCCCCUGCCCGCAUCAUGGCCGACGACAGCUUCUUCCACAUUGGCGGCGACUCUUACACCGCCAUGAAACUGGUCACCGCGGCACGCGCGAAGGGUAUCUCCCUCAACGUCGCGGCGAUCAUGCAGACACCCAAGCUCUCCGACAUGGCUAAGAAGGCGACGAACACGGCCGGCGCUAACCUCACUCCUUUUGACGCCGAGGCCACUGCCCCAUUCAGCAUGGUUAAGUGGACCUCGGAAGUCGAGGAAGAGAUUAUUCGGCAAUGUGACGUCCCGGCCGACGCCAUCGAGGAUGUCUAUCCUUGCACGCCCCUACAGGAAGGCCUCUUUGUGCUUUCGGUGAGGCAAGCCGGCGCAUAUGUCGCCAGGCACUGCUACCAGCUCCCACGCAGCCUGGACCUCGCCCAGUACAACAGCGCAUGGAACACCGUUUAUGAAGCCAACGCCAUCCUGCGAACCCACAUCGUGCAACUGGAGAACGCGGGCGGCAAGAAGCGGGGAGGCCUCUACCAGGCCGUCAUCAACAAGCCCCUCGUGUGGCAACGUGCCAGCUCGCUCGACGAGUUUGCCGCAACCCGCCCAGUUUCCCUCGGCGGGCCCCUAGCCGAAUUCGCCAUUAUUGAGAACCCAUCCGCGCGGUACCUCGUGCUCACCAUGCACCACGCCGCCUACGACGCCGCCUCCCUUGGCAUGCUUCUCACCGACGUCGAGGCCGUCUACGCCGGCAACUCUCUCCCCUCCAAACCCGCCUUCCGCGAAUUCAUCCACCAACUCCAAGCCACCCCGCCCCAAGAAACCCUCAACUUCUGGGCAUCUUACCUCGAGGGCGCCCAACCCCCAACGUUCCCCACCAUCCCCUCCGGCCACGUCCCCUCGGCGACAUGCACCUUCGAAUCCGACCUCGCACUCCCCACCACGCCCAGCACCAAAGCCUUCACCACCGCGACCCUCAUCCGCGUGGCCUGGGCCCUCGUCCUCGCCCACCACGCCAACACCACUCCCGGCAACAGCGACAUCAUCUUCGGCGAGACCCUCAGCGGACGCAGCAACGACUCCGCCGCCGACAUGCAAGGCCCCAUGAUCACCACCCUGCCCAUCCGCUGCACACUCGACAACAACAACACCACCACCACCGAUAUCCUCUCGCGCAUGCAAUCCGCCCUGGUGGAGAUGAUCCCGCACCAGCACGCGGGCAUCCAAACCAUCCGUCUCGCGAGCCCCAGCGCGGCCGCGGCGUGCGGGUUUACCUGUUCGGUGACGAUCGCGCCGGAGGCGGUGGCGCCGGGGAGUGGGUCUGGGUUGGGGCUGGUGCCGGUGGAGUUGGGGGCCGCGCCGGUGAUGAGCUAUCCGUUGGCGGUGCAGUUUAUUUUGAUGGGGGGCAGAGGGUUGAAGGUGGGGGUUUAUUAUGAUGGGGCGUUGGUGGAUGGCGGGGAGGUAAGGGAGAUGGUGGCGCAGUUUGGGAGGGUUUUGGGGCAGUUGGGGGAGGGGGGGGAGAAGAUGGUGGGGGAGAUUGAGUUUGAUGUUGAUGGGAGUGUGGAUGUGGAUGUGGAUGUUGUGGGUGGUGGUGUUGGUGGUGGUUUUACGCCGGCUGGUGUUGAUGGUGGGAUGAUGGGCCGUGAUGUGUUGGGGGUGUUGAAUGAGGAGAUUGAGGACUUGUUGGACGAGAUCUCGUCGCAGGAGUUGAGCAAGCCGAGCACGGAGACGUCGGGCUCGGAGGUGAUGCUUGCUGUGAAUACGGGGAAUUUGGAGAGCGAGAUGAAGCAGCUGUGGGCGGAUAUCUUGGGGAUGCAGGUGGAUGAGAUUUCGGCGACCGACAAUUUCUUCCAUCUCGGCGGCGACUCCAUUGCCUCGAUGCGGCUUGCUACUGCUGCCGAGCGCAAGCAGAUCAAGGUCAACGUCUCCGACAUCUUCCAGCACCCGACCCUGGAGGAACUUUGCGAGUUCGCAGCGCAGGCUCACCCCAACGUUACCGCUCAGGAUGACACUAUUGUCCCCGAGCCGGUAUUCCAGGAUGAGUACCAAGCGUUUGGGGUGAUCGAUUACCUUGGAUUGGAACAGGAGGAGGUGGUGGAGACCGUUUGCAGACAGCUCUCCGUCUUCCCUGGAGACGUCGAGGACAUCUACCCGGCAACCGACUACCAAGCUUGGGCUAUUAGCCACGGCCUGAUGAGGAGCAGAGGCAACACCAACUACUUCCUCUUCCGGCUCCAUGGCAACCUCGACACUUUCCGUCUGGAGCAGGCCUGCAGAAAGAUGGUUGCGGCCAACCCCAUCCUUCGCACCCUCUUCACGACAAUGCGCGGCCAGGUCAUGCAGGUUGUGCUGCGCUCUUACCAGAUCGAGUUCCUACGCUACGGCAGCGAGCACUCGGCGGACGACAACUUCAUCAACUGGCUCGUGGAGCAGGACACCCAGCGGUCGGCUUACCUCUCGCAGUCGAUCGUCCGCUUCAAGCUGGUUCUGCACGCCGAUGGCCACUACGUCCUCAUCAUGCGCAUGUCCCAUGCCCAAUACGACGGCAUGUGCAUGCCGCUACUCAUCCAGGACCUCGAGAAGUGCUACAACGGACAGGACCCCAUGCAACGCCCUUCCUUUGGCAAGUUCAUUCAGGGCGCCGCAGUUAGAGAGGAACAGGCCGUCAACUUCUGGGGUAACUUGCUUGAAGGCGCGUCCAUGACCGAGAUCGUCGAGCACUCCGGUCCAUCCCACAAACACAACGUGGACACGAUCCGGACCCGGACGAUCGCUCCGAUCCCGGUCAACGUGGCGGGCAUGUCUCAGGCAACACUCGUCAAGGCCGCUUGGGCACUCGUGCUCGCCAAAAUGUCUGGCCAACGGGACAUUGUGUUCGGAAAUCUCAUCUUUGGCCGGAACAUGCCCGUUUCUGGCAUCGAAGACAUCGCCGGCCCUUGCAUCAACAUUAUCCCGGUGCGGGUUGGUGUCAACGCCAUGGACAGCAUCCACGACCUUCUCGCACUAGUGCAAGAGCAACAAAUGGCUGCGAUGCCACACGAAGGCCUCGGCUUCCGUCGCCUGGUCAAGAACUGCACCGACUGGCCGGACUGGACCCGAUUCAGCUCCGUUGUCCAACACCAGCAGCUUGGCCGCGAUGGCACGGAGGGUCAAGAGUUCAAGCUGUCCGAUAACUUGAAGUGUGAGAUGGGCGUGCUCGGCCCUGCCUACGACUCUUCGGAUCUCUGGGUUCAGACCACGCCGCACAAGGACUCAUUCAAGGUCGAGAUCGGUUCCUGCAGCUCAGCUUGUUCCAAGCCUGCCGUGGCCGAGAUGCUUCUCGACAAGCUCUGCGCGACUCUCAGCAUCUUCGCGUCGAUCUCAGCCGGUAGCAGCCCCCACCUAUGGGAGCUCCUGGCCCGUGACGGCGCCCCCUUGAUCCCUAUCAAGUCCUCGAUCGUCGAACAGGUGUGGGGCAAGGUCCUUCCCGACGCUGACGCCAUUCCUUGGGACACACCAUACUUCGACAUCUGGGGUGACGAGAUUGCCCCCGCGCGCUUCCUCGAGGAAUACGCCGAGCACGGCCUGCACUUCGACAUGGAAGACAUCCUCGAGAACCCCACCAAGCAAGCGCAGAUGAUGCUCACCUCGCGGCACCAAUCCGACAAGAACCGCGGCCGCAGCCCACGCCCGGCACCCGCGCCCAUCCCAACCCGACCGCGCGCCGCCACCCAAGAGACACUCCAAAGCGCGACUGCCACCACCAACGCGCGCGGCUUCUGGAUCCUCGACAACAGCUCCAAAAAGACCAGCCGCGCCAGCAGCAGCCAGCGUAGCCCCGUCCCCGGCUCGCCCAUGGUCUCCUCUCCACUAGUCGCCUCGCCACGCAUAAUGGGCACGCUCCCACCGCGACGCAAAAACACCAUGGGCUUCGCCCCGCCCAGCCGGCGCACCACGGCCCCUUACCCCACGGCCUACACGCCCACGACCGCCAACUCCAACUACAGCCUGAGCAGCUCCACGGCGUCCUCCACAGCGGGCGGGCCCGUGUCCACUCAAAAACACGCACAGGGGCCCGGGGCGGGGCAGGGGGUGAUGGGCCAGACCUGGGCGGACCGCAACAAGUCGUAUGCGAGCAUCAGCCCGCCGCCGACGCCGGGUUCGAGUGCCGGGUCGGUAGGGUCCGCGAGCAGCCCGCGCAGCAGCGCGCUGCGGCCGUUUAAGUUGCCCGAGUUUGCGCAGGCCGCGGCGACGGCGGGUGGUGCCGAGGCGGAGAGGCCAAGGUUGAGGAGGAAGAAGGUGAAUUCGUUUCCGGUGGGGUUUGGGCAGGGGAGGUGGUGA